Molecule: messenger RNA, 3189 nt
Organism: Physella acuta
Lineage: Eukaryota; Metazoa; Mollusca; Gastropoda; Physidae
Product: solute carrier family 35 member B1-like
Biological process (GO): UDP-galactose transmembrane transport
Cellular component (GO): Golgi membrane; endoplasmic reticulum membrane
Molecular function (GO): UDP-galactose transmembrane transporter activity; UDP-glucose transmembrane transporter activity
Source: RefSeq, a predicted model, not a curated record
UGACCCAAUCAAUCGCUAACUUUUAUCGUCCUUUACCCGGAAGUCAACACGAGUUUUCAUAAUAGAACGACACGUUACGGUCCGAGGUACGCCGUAAUCUAAUGUCUGAGAACGAGACGGGCCAGUCGAUCGUUAAGACAGCCGAAGUUAAUGAGGACACAAAAUUAAAACACCACAAAGUAUUGAUAACAACUACCACCAUGGGUGAACCGAGCACUAAAAAGUUAAUUGUCUGUGCUGCUGGAAUCUUUUUUUGCUAUUUUUACUAUGGAAUUCUUCAAGAAAAAAUAACAAAAGGUAAAUAUGGAGAAGGAGAGAAUCAAGAGAAGUUCCAUUUCACCUUGUCAUUGGUUUUUGUGCAAUGUGUCAUCAAUGCUAUUUAUGCAAAGAUAGCCAUGAUUUUCUUCUCCUCAAAAGAGAAGGACACCACACCCAAGUCACUUUACGCAGUGUGCUCAUUAACAUACCUGUUUGCAAUGCUGGCUAGCAACCAUGCCCUGCAGCAUGUGUCAUACCCAACUCAGGUUCUUGGCAAGUCAAUCAAACCCAUUCCAGUGAUGAUUCUAGGUGUUGUGUUUGCCAGGAAAAGAUAUCCACUGGCCAAAUACCUGUGUGUUCUGCUGAUUGUUUUGGGAGUUGCCAUGUUCAUGUACAAAGAUAACAAGUCUUCAAAGAAAUCUGAAACUGCUUCAAUACUUGGUACAGGAGAGAUUUUGUUGCUUGUUUCUCUCACUCUUGAUGGUCUGACUGGAGCCUCUCAGGACAGAAUGAAAUCAUUUCACAAAACAGGCGCCAACAACAUGAUGCUAUUCAUUAAUGUCUUCUCAGUCUUGUGGCUUGCUAUCGGUUUGGUGGCUACUGGGGAGCUGUUUGAGUUUAUAAACUUUGCUAGCCGUUAUCCAUUUGUGCUGAUGAACAUGAUCACUUUCAGUUUAGCAUCUGCAUUAGGCCAGAUGUUUAUUUUUAUAACUGUGACCUCAUUUGGACCAUUAACUUGCUCCAUUAUUACAACCACAAGAAAGUUCUUCACUAUUUUAGCCUCCGUCAUAAUAUUCCAAAACCCAAUGUCAAUACAACAGUGGAGUGGCACAGCUCUUGUGUUUGUUGGUCUUGGGCUAGACUCUGUGUAUGGGAAGGAGAGGAAAAAGAUUAGUUGAUGAUUGUGAUAGACUGAUUUUUUUUAAAUAUUAAGGGAUCAAGAUAAUUAUUUUAAAAAAUAAUAGUGUGAUGUUUUCUUGAAUAUGUUGUAUUUAUUAAAAGAAAUAAAAUGUAUUAGACUUUUUAGUUUUAAGAUUAAUUACUAGCUGCUGUUUUAAGUGUAUGGCAAGAUUAAAAACUUAGUUGUCAAAAAAUGCUUAACAAGAGAUUUAAAUAAUUUCUAAUAGCUUUACUAAUUCUUGAUUUUGUUCAAUUUGUGUAUUUGUUAAAAUCCUUUUUUUUUUGUUAUAAGGGGUCAUUCAUAAAUGAUGUUGCUCAAUAUUAGCUAAUUUUUUUGUAUUACACCACCCACCACACUUACAUAUUGACACAUCACAAAAAACAAACUCCUCCCCUCUCCAAAUUUACUAUAAAUUCCAAAACACUUAAAAUAAUACUACAUCUAAUUAAUUUCAUAUAGCAUAUCACAGUCAGAACCACCCCUUAGAGCAGGCUAUCAUUUAUGGAUAACCCCUAAUAAACUUUGUAGUAGUGUUUGAAUUAGUUCAUACUUAAUGCCCAUCAAAGCAUUUUUUGUGUUAAUAACAGCUAAGAGGGUAUUUAAAGAUCUGCUUUUAAAAUUGUUGUUUUGUCAUUCCAAGUACAUUUUCAAGUAAUUAAAAUAUUUAAAUGUUUCUUUGUGCUUUAAAUUAUAAAAUUUUGCAUAUCUACACCUUCAGUGAAUGACCAUUGUAUCUCUGCCACUUAAAACAGUAUACAACAUUAUCAAUAAUGCUCAACUUAUAUACCAUGUAACUGCCAGUCCCAUUGAUGAUACGCCUUGCUAUGGUUGUGCUUUGGACACUAGUUGAUGGCUGAAACUGCUUUGCCUGAUACUACUUUUCUGUAUUGAGGAUUAUAAACCUUAUGUUUCAAACAAGUUUUGUCCAACUAAAAUGUGCUGUAAUGACCUUAGUAAUAGCCAAAAAGGUCUUAAAAAUGAAAACAAAAAAGCUUUGUUAAAUCAAAUGUCAAUAUUGAAAUUAGGCUUUAUCAUAUAUAUUAUCCGUGUACUAGCCAUUUGAAAAAAUCAUAUUGGCUGUUGAACAAAACAUAAAAUUUAUUUUGAUUAUGAUCACCUUGCAUGUAUGUUGUCUCCAUUGUUAAAUUUGUUUACUGUUUUAUUAUGAAAGAUCUUAUUUUGAACCAGUUUUUUUGUUUGUUUCAUCUACUGCUGUGUUUUGUUUUCAUCUGAUACCAUUUUUUGCUGUUUUACUUUAACUCUAUGAACUUAUUUUUUUUUCAAGUUGACUUGAGAAGUCAUAUAUUGAAGUGAUGCUAUUAAUUGUAUAUUAAAUUCAGAAGGUAAUGAGUAAGUGUUUGAAUUUGUUCAUAUACAUGAAAUGAUAUAUGUCAGAAUACCAGCUUUACAUUUACCGGCUGAUUGUAGAAACUUUUUUAAUUGUUCUAAUGAGAUUAAUCUAAUCACUGGAAAAUAAAAAAGUUUUAACUUGAUGAUUUUCUGUUUCAAGGGCUGAAAACUAGUUAUUCUUUUUAUUGUGAUAAUUGUUAAAAAAUAUAGCACCUUACACCAACAUAUUUACACUGCUUAUUCAGCUUCUCAUUGAUUUUUCUCAUGGGUUAGAAUAACUUGAUUAAAAAAUAAACAACUGAAGUUGUCAUAGGCAGUUGUGUUUUAGUAUUAGUCAUACAUGGUGACUUUUAAUCUAUUUAACAGUAAUUGUAAUGUCUAUUUGCUUUGUAAUUAGACUGCUCUUCCAAUUUGAAAAAUGAUACAACUUCUAACAUGAUACAAUUAUUGUAUUUUCAUUGAGAUACAAAUUAUAAAUUUGCCUUAAAAUAAGUUAACAUUAAAAUUGAUUUUUAUUGAAUGUUGUUAAAAACUUUUAAAAUGUUUCUCAUUGUCAUCCCAACUUUGUUGAGACUGGAACUGAUGUUUUGGCAUUAGAGAUUAUUAAAUAUUGUACCAUAUCUUCAUUUCAAUUUACUUGUUAAAACAAUUUUACAACAAAUAAAUUAAUGCUAAAACUG